Molecule: messenger RNA, 1026 nt
Organism: Camellia sinensis
Lineage: Eukaryota; Viridiplantae; Streptophyta; Magnoliopsida; Ericales; Theaceae
Product: cytochrome b561 and DOMON domain-containing protein At4g12980
Source: RefSeq, a predicted model, not a curated record
CUGUGUCUCUCUCUCUCUCUCUCCCCCUCCCUCUGCCUCUCCCUCUCCGCUGCUCCUCUCCCCUCCCUCUCUCUCCGCCCUCUCCUCCACCUCCCUUCUCCUCCCAACGCUACUCAAACCCUGACCCCAUUUCCAUUUCACUAUUGCCUUCGCUUGUUGACUCUCCGUCAAAUCUCAGGAUUCAUUACACGCCCACUACUACUCCUCAAGUUAUAGACUCCUCAAUUCGAGCGAUGUGAAGCUCACGUUGAGUUCCAAGGACGAACUCACUGUUUCCUUGAAUGUUCAUCGGCAGAUCUUGGUUGCUCACAGCCGAUUCUUCGCGGUUAAGCUUUCCGAUCGGUGGUCGAAGCAGCAGCGAACUUCUAACCCCUACAUUGUCGAGAUUGCUGACUGUGAUGACGUUGAAGUUUACAUUGAGGCUCUAAGUUUGAUGUAUUGUAAGGAUUUGAGGAAGAAGCUCAUGAAGGAAGAUGUCACCAGAAUACUUGGAAUCUUGAAGCUUCAUGGGGUUUUGAAUGUUGUGAGUUGGGGAAUCAUGUUUCCUGUUGGAGCCAUCAUCGCGAGGUACCUGAGAACUAUCCAGUCGGCGGAUCCUGCUUGGUUUUAUCUCCACAGCCUUUGCCAGUUUUCUUCCUAUGUUAUUGGGGUUGCUAGAUGGGGAACAGGACUUAAGCUUGGAAGUGAAUCAAAGGGGGUGCAAUACACUCAUCAUCGCAACAUUGGGAUUGCACUCUUCUGCCUAGCAACUGUGCAGGACCAUUGAUCUCUCCACUCAUGUAUUUGAACCUCGCAAGAAAAACUUGUUUUUGCAAAGUUUAUACAAAGAGGAGCAGGAGAAAUCACAUAUGACAAAUGGUAACAACAAUGGGAAGCAUGCUUUUCAUAGUGACAUUCAAGAUAAGGAUAUAGUUGAAGCUCUAGAAAAUGAGGUUUAAUAUUGGACAGACUUUUCAAAAGUUCACUUUCAUCCCUAGAGUCUAUAUGAAUACAUGCUUGGUUAGAGUUUUCCAAAAACUCUUUUCA